Molecule: messenger RNA, 6883 nt
Organism: Brienomyrus brachyistius
Lineage: Eukaryota; Metazoa; Chordata; Actinopteri; Osteoglossiformes; Mormyridae
Gene: heatr1
Product: HEAT repeat containing 1
Exons: 45
Coding region: 61-6534 (2157 amino acids)
Biological process (GO): maturation of SSU-rRNA from tricistronic rRNA transcript (SSU-rRNA, 5.8S rRNA, LSU-rRNA); positive regulation of transcription by RNA polymerase I
Cellular component (GO): small-subunit processome; t-UTP complex; 90S preribosome
Molecular function (GO): snoRNA binding
Source: RefSeq, a predicted model, not a curated record
AGGGUAAACUACACAUGUGAGAGCAAGGCUCCUGUAGCGAGAUUGCGAGAACCAACGGAAAUGACAUCUUUAGCACAUCAGCUCAAGCGGUUGGCUCUGCCGCAGAAUAAUGCCAACCUGUUCACCAGGAAAGAGGUUGCUUCUCUACUCUUUGAUCCAAAAGAGGCUGCCAGAAUCGACAGAGACACUUUCUUUGCCUUGGGUUGUACAGGUCUGGAGGAACUGCUGGGAAUCGAUCUUGUAUUUGUGGAGUUCCAGGAGACACUCUUCAGCCAGGCCUCCAAGGGGCUGGAGCGCAGCGUUCAGUCCAAAGAAGUCAACCAGAAGCUGGACACUUCCAUCUCGUUGUUUCUGGUUCGCCUCUCGCCUUACUUCCUGCUGAAACCGGCUCAGAAGUGCAUCGAGUGGCUCAUCCACAGGUUCCACAUCCACCUCUAUAACCAAGAUAGCUUGAUAGCUUGUGCUCUGCCGUACCAUGAAACCAAACUGUUUGUAAGAGUUAUCCAACUUCUGGAUAUCAAGGAUCCUACUCAUCGAUGGAACUGGCUGCAUAGCCUCCAGGUUCCCGGAGUGCCACUGGCUAGAGGAACCCUCAUCACUCAUUGUUACAAAGAUCUGGGCUUUAUGGACUUCAUCUGCACGCUGGUUACUAAGUCAGUGAAGGCCUACGCAGAUUCGGGCGGAAGCUGUCCUCAGCUCCGUGUGAUUUUCUCCUUCUAUGCCUCCACCGUUGUUUCCGCGCUGGACGCGGUGGAGAAGGUCACAGACGCUCUGAUAGCCAAGCUACUGCCGUACAUCCAGAAGGGCCUGAAGUCGUCGCUGGUCGAUUACAAGGCUGCCACCUACAUGCUGGUGUGCCAGCUGGCGGUGAAGGUGGUCAUGGAGGCCCACCUCGUCGACACGCUCGCCGCGCAGAUCAGCAAGUCCAUCGUAAGGGUCCCUGCACUGCCCAGAGAGGGCUUGGGCUGCCUUAUCAUCCUGCUGCAGAACCAGAAGACGGAGGCUGUGGGGAAAAAAGCAUUUGGAUUCCUGUGUGCCACCCCCACCCUGGUCCCUACACUGAAGGACAUUGCGUCGACGUAUGACAUCAGCCCCUUGCUACGCUACCUUCUGCCUCGCCUAAUUCGCUGCGCAGUUACCACCAGUGGAGACGGAGCGUCUUCGGAGACGACAAACUACGGAAGCCUAAUGGGGUCUGUCCUUCAGGACCUCGCGCUCUCCAACGGCCUGGACAUCACUGUGGCAAAGCUCCUCCUUCAGGAGUACCUCUGCCAUGGUGCUCAGAGUCGACUCUCCGCAGAUGAAAUCUCUACCCUCAACCAGCUACUGACACCUCUGGUCCGAACGCUUGAGUCAAAGUACCCUGGCGCCCUGGGGGCCGUACUGGAAGGUCACCUGUGUGACACCUCCAGCCAGGAGGAACAAGAACUCUUCCACCAGUUCAUCUCCCUGUCGAUGAGUAGUGGGAAGUACAAGAUUUUGGCUGGCUCAGACACCUCCCUACUCCUCAGUCUGAAUCAUCACCUCCCCACCGUCCGGAACCUGGCACUCAAGCAUCUGAAGGAGAUCCUCCGUACAGGAAAGGAGGGAUUCGAUGAGGCGUUCCUGAGAGAGGCCGUGCUGGAACGUAUGAAGGAUGACGUCCCAGAGGUGGUGCUGUCGGCCAUGAAGGCUUUGAAGGCGAAUUAUGAGCUCCUUGGUACUGAGGACACAGUCUCCUGUUUGCUGUCUCUUCUCCAGCGUACAAAUAUUUCAGUGGCAGCAAACUGGUACCCCGUCCUGAAGGAGGCAGUGAAGCUCCUGGAUGACAGCCGUCUGUACGGAGGAGACCCCGCCCUGAAAGUCCGCCUGCAGAAGGAGCUCCUGCCCUUCCUGGUCGUCACCUGCCCCCACCCGGAACACCCUGAGCACCAGCUGUCCAGCCUUAUUGCCCGCUCCACCAUAAUGUCCCAGAACCCCCUCACGCGGGGUUACUCCGAAGUCUCGGAAGGGGUAAUGGCCGAAAGCCCAGACGUCAUCGGUGUGGCCAACCAGCAGCUUGUCUCCACGAUGAUCCGGAAUCUCUCGGUGAUGGACGCCACGUCCAAGCGCAGCUCUCUGGAGGGCCUGGCUGAGGUGGUCGGCAGCCUGCGUGGUAGCGUGAGGGAGCGAGCCGCCUUCCUCAUCCUGACCUUUGUGCUGGUGAAGGGCCUGGAUGGCCUUCCUGAGACGCAGCACCUCCACAAAGCCCAGAGGGUCUUCAGCCUGCUGGAGCCGCAGCUGCAGGAUCUCACGGCAUGGAACCUCAGUCAGGACAGGUCAUUCCAGCCGGCAGAGGAGCUAGACCUCACAAGCUUCCCCCCGUCGGACAGACUCCAGGACUACCUGGACCGGGUCCGAACCGGCGAUGCCGCGGAGCUCCAGCAGGGGGUGCUGCUAAUGGCUCUGCUCCAGGUCUACAUCUCCAACCUGAAGUGUGCCAUCUCCCCCUUAAAAGGAGAGACCUGGUGGAAUCCGGAGAAGCUCGACAACGCCACCUGCUGCUACCUCCGCCUGCUGAUCCGGCUGUUUGAGACCACUGUCACUGGGGCCCGCCGGGGGCCCUUAGCUGAGGGCUUCCAGUCCCUCAUGCUGAGCCUAAUUCAGGUUCACCUGAGCGAGCCUACCCAGCUGUUCCAGUUCCUGUCGCUGCUGUGGGGCUACGCAGAAAGCCUGAGCGACCAACUGGAAUGUGGGGUGACUGCAGUGCUGCAGACGCAGGCACUGUACGUGGGCCGUGCCCUGCUCUCCGCCCAGCCAGCGAAGACCAUCAAGCAGCUGGCCUCGGCCUCCUCCCCAGUUGUACCCUCCCUGCUAGCAUGCCUGGGCUCCCCAGUGCGGGAAGUGCGCCGGGCAGCCGCAGCCACUCUACAGACUUUCUUGGGGGUGGACAGCUCACCGUUUUACCGGGUCACCCAGAGUUUGCUGCGGGAGACGGAUGAGCUCGUCACGGACGCCUCCCACGUCAGCCAGGCGUUCGGUAAGAUGUACGCAGAGGCUGUGGUGGCGGGUGCCAAGGCCCAGGAGAGGAAGGUGGUGGCGUCUGUGGAUCAGAUCCUGCAGUGCCUGCAGACCUCGGACUGCCCAUCCUACACGGCCAAAGCCCUGUUGACGCUACUGAAGGAGGUCGAUGCGGAGUCCGUCCUAGAAGCCCUGCUUCCUGCCAUGGAACGACUGCUGGAUCUUUACGGGCCGGAGCCUCCCAGUUUCCUGAAGGAUGAGGCCGUGCUGCUGCAGCUUCUGCUGGGCAAGUUCACUGAGCGGGCAGCCCCCCUCCUGGCCCGGCACCAGAAGAGCCUGGAGGUCUUCAUCCGAGCCCUGGGCAUGUCCGUGGAGCCGUAUCCUGGCAUGGCCAGCUUCCAGGUCCUGGCCCUGGAGCAGAUUACCAAGCAGUUCUUUUCGGCCCUUGGGGACACGAAGGUCCAACAGAAACUCCUCGGGACGUUGUUCAACCUGCUGGUUGACUGCAAGAACCCGACCUGCGCCCAGACCAUCAGUAACGUCUUCAAAACGAUUACAGUGGAUGCGGAGCUGGUUGCUGCGGAGCUGGCCCCGGCAGACAGGCCCAAGGUGUCCAGCACCGUACAGCAGACCCGCAGGAGCAAGAUGCAGCAGCGGAAGGGCCAGGACACUGUUCCAUGUCCACCAGAAGGGGGCGCCGCUGUGCCUUGGGAGAGGGUGACGCUCAUCUUGGAGAUGCUCCAGCACAAGAAGAAGCUGCGGAGGCCCCAGCUGCUGGUCUCCGCCCUCUUCGCCCUCCUAUCCAGGUCUCUGGAGCCGGUUCAUUCGGACCAAGGGAACAUGGAGUACACCAAACAGCUCAUCCUCAGCUGCCUGCUCAGCAUAUGCCAGAAGCUAUCCGCAGAGGGCAGCAAAGAACUGCUGGAGGAGGAGAAGUUCAGUGUGGAGCUAGUGGUCCAGUGUGUGAGGAGCUCCAACGUGCCUCAGACCCACCACCAAGCCCUGCUGCUGCUCGGCGUUGUGGCCGAGAUCUUCCCGGAGAAGGUCCUUCACAACAUCAUGUCCAUCUUCACCUUCAUGGGCGCGAACCUCAUGCGGCUGGAUGAUGCCUAUAGUUUCCAGGUCAUUAACAAGACGGUCCAGACAGUCAUCCCUGCCCUCAUAAAGGCUCAGGAGGGUGGGGCUUCAGCGUCUGCGGCUCAGGUGGAGCUGGUGGUGGUGCGCGUGAUGCACGUCUUCGUGGACGCCCUGCCCCACGUGCCCGAGCACCGGCGGCAGCCUGUACUGGCACAGCUGGUGACCACGCUGGGCCCCGGCCGGUUCCUCUGGCUGCUGCUGAUGCUGCUGUUCGAGCAGCACGUCUCGCGGGCCCCUCCUGCCGAAGCGGAUGUCGACAAGGUGAGCCCGGUCUCCCAGGAAGCUGUUCUGGAGAGGGAUGUGGAAUUCUGGAUAUCUGUGAGCUGUGAGUUUGACGCCCUGGAUCAGCUCACUUCGCUCAUCAAGAUCCUCCGGUACCUGAGUAUGCUGCCCCAGGACAAGGAUGAGGAUGAAAGGAAGACGAAGACUCCGCGCAGAGGGCAGAAGAAGGAGAGCGUGGAGACCCUGCUCUUCAACACGGACACGCACAGUGGCAAGGAGCUGCGUCACUACAAGUUCCUCUCCGUGUCUUUCAUGGCCCAGCUGCUGGCCUCACACAGCUUCGUGAGCAAGGUGGUCGACUGUAGUAACGCACCACACGGAACCCAGCAUCUCCAGCAAAGCCUCCUGGAGGAGAUUCUGAGCUACAUCAACAACGUGGCUCAGUGCGUGGAGGCCAACUCUGAUAAACCCACAGCUAAAUUUUGGAGGGCGCUGCUCAACAAGUCCUACGACGUUUUGGACAAGGUGAACGCCUUGCUGCCCACCGACACCUUCAUCCCAGUGAUGAGGGGGCUGAUGGGUAAUAAGCUGCCCUCUGUGCGACGAAAGGCCAUGGAUCUUCUAAACAACAAGUUGCUACAGAAGACUCCAUGGGAAGAUGAGCAGGUCCAAGUUCUCCUGGGGCUAACCGAUGACCUGCUGGCCAUCGCUGGCCGAGGCCGGCGUGAGGAAGAGACCGAGGAGGACGAGCAGGCCAUCAACAGGCAGACCGCGCUCUACAGCCUUAAGCUGCUGUGUCGCAGUUUCGGCUCUGCCCACCAGGCGGCCUUCGUACCUGUGCUGUCCUUUGCGGUGGAGCUUGUCGCCUCUCCUACUGAGGAUCGGAAUGUCAUGGGCAGCGCCUUGCUCUGCGUAGCCGAGGUUACCAGCGCACUGAAGGCCCUGGCAGUUCCUCACCUACCAAGAUUGAUGCCAGCCGUACUGCAGACCCUGAAGGAGAGGAAGGAGCUGCUCACCAGCGAGGUGUACCUCCUGAGCGCCGUGACGGCACUCCAGCGUGUGGCUGAGACGCUGCCCCACUUCCUGAGCCCCUACCUGCAGGACACACUGCUGCAGGUGGCCCGCCUCGUGCGAGUGACAGAGCGAGGGACGGUGUCCCCGCAGCUGGUGGUGCGCCUGGGCUCACUGAGGACCACGCUCGCCACUAAGGUGCCCCCAAGGGUCCUCCUGCCUGUCGUCACCAAGUGCUACUCCCAGGCAGUUGAAUCCCAGCAGAGUCGGCUGGUGCCCCUGGUGGACAUCCUCAAGGAGCACAUCUCACACAUGGAGAAGGAGCAGCUGACCGCCCACCAGAGCGAGCUGACCUCCUUCUUCCUCAGCGCCCUGGAUUUCCGGGCUCAGCAUUGCCAGGCCAACCUGGAGAAGGCGAAUGAGACGGAGGGUUGUGUGAUCAGCUGCCUUCUGGUCAUGGUCCUGAAGCUCUCCGAAGUCACCUUCAGACCCCUGUUCUUCAAGCUGUUCGACUGGUGCAGGAUGGAGGGAGCCUCCCGGGAUAGGGUGCUGACCUUUUGCCGUCUGGCUGACUGCAUCGCUGACCGGCUGAAGGGGCUCUUCGUCCUCUUCGCUGGGCAUCUGGUCAAGCCAUUUUCCGACUUCCUCAACCAGACCAACGUGGCUAAGACAGACGAGGCAUUUUUCGACUCUGACGACGGCGUGGAGAAGUGCUGCUUGCUCCUGCAAUGGGUGCUGGACUGCCUGCAGAAGAUCUUCCUGUAUGACACGCAGCGUUUCGUCACCAAGGAGCGGGCGGAUGCGCUCAUGACGCCGCUGGUCGACCAGCUGGAGAACACGCUGGGAGGAGAAGAGAACUACCAGAGACGGGUCACGCAGCAGCUGGUGCCCUGUGUCGCCCAGUUCUCCGUAGCCGUGGGAGAUGACGCCCAGUGGAAGACUCUAAACUACCAGAUCCUUCUGAAGACGCGACACAGCUCAGCCAAGGUCAGGUACUCUGCUCUGCUCAUGCUGCUGGAGCUCGCCAGCAAACUCCGUGAGAACUACAUGGUUCUGCUGCCCGAGACCAUCCCGUUCCUGGCCGAGCUGAUGGAAGACGAGUGCGAGGAGGUGGAACAUCAGGUGCAGAAGGUUAUCCGUGAGAUGGAGGUCAUCCUGGGCGAACCUCUGCAGAGCUACUUCUGACCGUGACACCAGAGCCGUAGCUGCAGUUGUUUCAGCCAUUUAUCCAUGAAUCGCUCCCCGGAUACGGGUGUCAGGCCCGGCCAUGAAGUCACCCUUUGCGAUCAGUGCAGAUACACGAAACCAAAAUGAUCUGAUUUGUACAGGUUUGCCAGUCAUAUACCAAUGAUUGUGCUCGGAUAUGAAGUGUAACUUCUUUUUUUUUUACUUUAAAAUAGUAAAGAAACUUUUUCAGAAAAUGUUGUGUCCAUUAUUCUUUUGUAUAGCCAAUACACAACUCAACCUAGUAACUGAGAACAUUAAUUAUGUCUUUGCACACUGCUACCCUUAAAAUUAAACUUUAUCUACUAAA